This is a messenger RNA of Peromyscus maniculatus bairdii (prairie deer mouse), 5806 nucleotides long. RefSeq names its product aminopeptidase O (putative) (gene Aopep). Gene Ontology annotation, molecular function: zinc ion binding; metalloaminopeptidase activity. The record is from RefSeq and is a predicted model, not a curated record. Lineage: Eukaryota; Metazoa; Chordata; Mammalia; Rodentia; Cricetidae. Gene Ontology annotation, cellular component: nucleolus.
GUAACCCGGAGUCUGCGGAAGUGCAGCUGCAGCACUGGCGGCUGAGACAGGUAACUUCUGUCAGUCAGCUGCUUCCGGUCACGCAGACCCCUGGGGAAACUGAAAGUUGUGGAAACAUAACUUGUGACAGCAGGGGCUUCUUAUCUGGUAAGCCAGCCAUUUGUGAUUCUGAAUGAUUGGAGGAGAUGGGAAGCCACAGCUGAGAUUCAGCAAAGCCACCAACUGCAGACUGCACCAUGGACAUAAAACUGGACCCUUCCCGGGAUGAUCUGCCUCUCAUGGCCAACACCAGCCACAUGCUUGUGAAGCACUAUGUACUGGAUUUGGAUGUGGAUUUUGGAAGUAGAGUCAUUGAAGGUACUAUAGUUCUUUUCUUUGGAGAUGGAAACAGAUUUAAAAAACAGACGAGUUCCACCCAGAAAACCUUCCAGAUGGAGUCAGAGGAAGACUGCACAUUUGGGACAGCUGAACCCUGCGAUGUUCCUGAGAUGGAUGCAUGUACCUAUUCACCUCAGAUGGGGUAUAGUGAAUUUGCAGUCUGUGGUAAAGGUGAUCAAGAUGCCUUCAAUAACGAUGGUAACCAUGACAACCGGGAACAUGAUUCUGAGAUCUCUAGCUCAAAGUACUGCUGUGACACAGAGAAUCAUGGGAGAGAGGAUUUCUUGCUAGUGUUGGACUGCUGUGAUUUAUCUGUGCUAAAGGUAGAAGAGGUGGACGUGGCUGCUGUGCCAGGACUUGAGAGAUUUACAAAGGCUCCCAAGCUCACAGCUACUCCUGAGAAGCUCAGGCGUGAGAUUGUCCGUGACCUUGUGGCUCUGCCUGCAGAUGGUUGGAGGGAGCAGUUAGACUGCUACACUCGCUGCAGCCAGGCUCCUGGCUGUGGGGAGCUCUUCUUUGACACUGACAAUUGGAGCUUACAGAUCAGGAAGACAGGGGCUGAGACAGCUGCUGACUUCCCUCAUGCCAUCAGGAUAUGGUAUAAAACUAAACCUGAGGGGCAGUCAGUGACUUGGACUUCAGACCAGAGUGGCAGGCCGUGUGUUUAUACUAUGGGAUCCCCCAUCAACAACAGGGCCCUUUUUCCAUGCCAGGAACCACCCGUUGCCAUGUCAACAUGGCAGGCUACAGUUCGAGCAGCUGCAUCUUUUGUUGUUUUAAUGAGUGGGGAAAAUUCUGCCAAGCCCACACCGCUUCAAGAAGGGUGCAUGAGCUGGUAUUACUACGUGACCAUGCCAAUGCCAGCCUCCACCUUCACAAUUGCAGUGGGAUACUGGACAGAAAUAAAGCCCAAGACAUCCCGAUCAGAUGAUCUGGUGACUGAGCGCCCUCUCCCGCUUUCGAAAGCUGACUUCAGGUAUGCUGAAACCUGCAGUCAUGUAGAAUACCCCUGCCGAUUCCAGAAUGCUUCUGCUGCCACCCAGAAGAUCAUUCCUCAUCGGGUGUUUGCCCCACUGUGCCUUGAGGGUGCCUGCCAAGAGGCCCUGCUGUGGCUGAUCCCUCCUUGCCUCUCAGCUGCGCACUCUGUCCUAGGAACACACCCUUUCUCCCGGCUGGACAUACUCAUUGUCCCUGCCAACUUCCCAAGUCUGGGAAUGGCCAGCCCACACAUCAUCUUCCUCUCUCAGAGCACCUUGACAGGCAUGAGCCAUCUCUGUGGGACCCGUCUCUGUCAUGAAAUUGCUCACGCCUGGUUUGGCCUAGCCAUCGGGGCCCGAGACUGGACCGAGGAGUGGCUCAGCGAAGGGUUCGCCACUCACUUGGAAGAUGUAUUUUGGGCUGAAGCACAGCAGCUGCCCUCUCAGGAGGCCCUGGAGCAGCAGGAGCUGAGGGCUUCCCUGCGCUGGCAUCGCCUGCAGGAUGAGCUGCGGAACUCCCCGGAGGAAAUGCAGGUGUUGAGACCCAACAAAGAGGAGACUGGCCACGUGAGUGCUUCAGGUGCAUCUGUUGUCAAGCAUGGACUCAACCCAGAGAAGGGAUUCAUGCAGGUUCAUUACUUAAAGGGCUACUUCCUUCUUCGAUUCCUAGCCAGAACACUUGGAAAGGAAACUUAUUUUUCAUUUUUAAGGAAAUUUGUACACCUGUUUCAUGGGCAGUUGAUUCUUUCACAGGAUUUCCUUCAAAUGCUAUUGGAGAGCAUUCCAGAAGACAAAAGGCUCGGCCUGUCUGUUGAGAACAUCGUCCGUGAUUGGCUUGAGUGUUCUGGAAUACCCAAGGCGCUGCGGGAGGAGCGCGAGGCCGAGGACAGCGCACCGAGUGGGCUGGCAGGACGCGUGUGCUCGGAGGUGGCGAAAUGGAUUCGUGUGAACCGCAGACCCCGAAAACGCAAACGAGGGAAGCAAGAAGUGGCCUUUGAAAAGGGCUGACCACUUGGUGUUGGAUGACCGACCGAUCAAGGGCUCUUCUCCAGGGAGUACUGUUUCACCUGCUCUUGGCAUACCUUAGUUACCUUCAGGGCCUGCAUCUUCUUAAGAGAGUUACCUUCAUACUUUUCUUACUUACUUGCUAUAAAAUAAAAAUAAAUACUUACUUGUUCUUCAAAAUAAAACACAAGUGUAGCUUUACAUUCAUUUAGCCAAAUGGUUGUAUUUGUUUGGAGGCUUUUUUAAUGGGAAGCGAAAAUGGUAAUUUGUUCCAAAUAUCCCCUUGUACACCUGAGAGCUGGAGGCACAGUUGCUGUCACAGCUCUGAGGAUUAAAGUUGCCUUGGAGGAACUGUAGGUAUUGAGAAUCCUUUGAAUUUGUCAGCCUACCAACCUAUGUUGAGCCUCCCUUGAGCUCCCCUGAGCUGACCUUGAGGUACCCUUCACAGUCCCGCUCUUACUGAGUCAGUAUAUUGUUCAUUCUGAAUUGGGGUUUCCUGUGUGGGUUAUUAACCAUCUCUUGAAGCCUAUCAAAGCAGGUGAGUUGCUUAGGAUUUGAACACCACACAAAAUAUGCUGUCUUUGACCUAAGACGGGGCUGUGAGCAUUAGAAAACCCAUGUGGUACCUUUCUUAAAGGACCUAAGACUGCAACUGUCAGCAUGGUUUAAAGUGACUGUUCUGCAAAGUCCCAGGAAAAACUAACCUUCUGCUUCAUUAAUGCCUUUGUCGUAGUUUUAAAGAGGAAGGUUUUUCUGUUAUGUGUUCUUGACCUUAAGUCCUAAAAGUUAUUUCUAAAGUUAUCCUUUGUUUAGCCAGAAAGCUGAUCUGAGUUUAUUGAUGGAUGAUGGAUAAGCUGUUCAAAUAACUUAGAAAGUCAUCAGAUGCGCUACUGUGUUCAGCCACAGAGGACUCUGUAGACUUUUCCCAUCUGAGAUUUAGGCACCACUACCAUGCUCAGUGAGUUCAGGUGUUACCCAGGGAACUUAACUGUCGUUUCCUCCUUGGACAGUAAAUUCACCUCACUCCCAGUUCUGUAAAUAGACAUGACUUCUGUUCUGGGCAGUUUCUUCCAAAAGAUUGCUGAAGGAGCUAGGGAGAAACAUUCCCAUUCUCCAGAGUGGAAUGAGAAAAUGAUUGGUUCCCAGCUCACUGCUCUUCUAGGGAAGUGCAGGCCAUGCUUAAGAGCGGCCGUGACCUAGGACAGAUGCCUCAAAGCAUUGGAUCCCAUCCUCUUCAGAGCAACCUCAUAACUCCUAAGGGUUCACAAACUGGCUUUAGUUGCUGAUUCUCACCAGCUUUCUGCCACAGUUCCAUUGACACAUUGUACCCAUGAGUCAGGGACAUAGUAGGUCUAGCACCUCAGACAUGUGUAGGCUUUACAGCACUCUAGAUGAAAGCUGCCCAGUGUGGGAGGGGCUUCUGUAUGACAGACCUUUCAUCCAGCUGUCUGUCCAUACAUACUUACCAUGUGAGCAUGUAUGUGCAACACCAAUACCACAUAAAAAGAAUGUGGAUUUCCUAAGGAGUAAAGUACACUCAAGGAAGAAGGAAAUGGUUCUUAUUUCUUUCCAGUUACACCAGACUCCCUAGAAAACUAGAUAGCAUCAAACAGGAAUGAUGGGGCGAAUGGGAAUGCCCUCCCCCAUACUGUAGUAGGGAGCCUGCUGUUUUCUAGUGACUGCAGUUUAGCCUGCACCAGGCUGUAAAUUCUGGGCUUUGGUUUCUAGGCAACUUGUACACAUUGUAAAUCUGAGUAUAAGCACACACCCAAAAUUGAAUAAAGUGGCAAAUGUCUAAUGAUAGAACUUAUUUGGUACAACUCUUGGUAACUGUAGCAAACAUCUUAGGCCAUUGCCUGCCCAUGUGGAGACUCUAGUGGACACUCCUAGGAAGUAAAGACAGAAGAUUUGCAGGUAGCCUCCCUUGUUGUCAAGUGACUGUAUUUCUACAGUGCAGAUACAUUGUCUGCAGAGAAGGCAUCUGCUCAAGGAGCAGGUUUUUUUGUUUUUUUUUUUUUUAAAUCUUGUUCCUUGAGGUAGCCCUGCUUCAAGAUCCUUAGCUGAUGAAACUCUUGGAUUUCCCAGCAGCAAACUUCGACUAUAGAGGGAUGCUACCUAUUCUGGAUGCAGGGUUUAUGGGUCAUUCCCACUCAUAUUUUCCAGGUACUCUCAGAAACUACUUCUCAUGAAAGCCAGGUUACUUCUGGCUAGGCAGAGCCUUGCUAGACCAGGGCACUACUGGAAUUCAUGUGGAGGACUGACCAGCUCUAGAUUGAAAGAAGGGUCACUGUGGACUUCCUGGAUAGAUGGGAGUUAGAGGGGCCACCUGUGGUUUUUAUGUGUAUUUAUGAACUCUAAACAUUUAAGAUAAUGUCAUGAGAGGGUUCUCCUGGGGUCCACCAGGCUACUCUGUACUGUUGGAGUCUCGCUCCUGAGAAACAUUUGGGCUUUGAGGAUUGUCUGAUAAAGAUCAAAAGUAUGGCCUGUGAGAAAAUAAAUACAUAAAUUGAAUUCGUUUAAUCUGAGGAUUGUCUGGCCCUCAGCUUCCAGCAUUUGCACCUCUAGAUGCGCCAUGCCAGCUACUGAGAAGUGUCUGCCAUCUUCACAUCAAUUCCUGUGUCCAGAGGAGGCUUAUUACAAGUUACUUUGUGCAUGCACCACCUCCAUCCCCCUGCUUCCCUCCUCCAAUGUCUUAUCAGCUCCAUAGACAAGUAUGAUAAAUUACAACCGGAGCUGAAAUGCUGAUGUAACAACAGCAGACAUAACCUACCCUGUGUUCCAAUUAUUGAAGCACUUACCUGAAAAUAGCCACUUUCUUUUGGAAGAAGACACAAAACAAGCAUCAGCAAAGACCGUGUCAGAGUUGACACCCUAAGACAUAGGAUGGCAUUAACUUAAGACCACAUGGACUGCAGGAAACACCACAGUCCAUUCUCCCCAUUCCUUUUACUACAUAGAUAUUUUGUCCAGAUUAAACCAAAGGUUCUGGGCUCCACCCAGAUUUAGCCAUGUUUAGCAUACACAAGUGUGUUUGGGAGCCAGAGCAGUUAUUUGUGCUGGCAAAACAAAGCAUGAAGGAAAUUACUCAAAAAUAAAACUUCAUAAAAUAGGUAGUGGCAUAGGAAAUCUUCAUGUUGCUAAAUGGUGAAUGUGUAUUAUAUGUCUAGAGUCCUUUGGGGGUGGCUGUGCUGGGGGGAGACACUUAAGAAAAAGGCAGCCACCAGGCUGUGAGCUCAACCAUAUGUGUUGAAUUGAACUCAACUCUUCUGCAUUUAAUGAAGACUUGAGCCUUUAGGGGUAAAUAAAACAUUACUAAACAGAGACGGCUGAAUAUUUCUUACUGGCUGUAAUAAUUAAAGCCAUGAAAAAAGGUGGUGGGGUUAUGUUACUGAUUAACUCUUAGAUUUGAUCAAGACACAGUUGCCAGUGGCGCUCUGUUUCAUGUU